UUGCUCUCCCAGUCCCACCACCGUCACUAUGCACAAUACACCAAUGAUGCUGCAUGCAAUCCUAAACCACCUAUGUUCACCAAGCCAUUGCUGAAGUCAACUGGAGCCAGCGUUGUGUCCUUUAUCUCCGUUCACCAGGCCACCGCAAUAUGUUUUUUGAUUUUGGUGGAGGUGGAAGUGAAAGUGGAAGUAAGGGGGAAAGGACCUCUCGCCGCCAGUCCGAACUUGUUUGCCGGUGACGACAAGGAAAAUACACCGGGUUGUUGUUACCGUACCCGAAAUCUCCAGCACGGCGACGGAGAGGCCUGCUCGAGCAAGGUAGGCAGCCGGAGCAUCAAAUUUCUUACCGGCGACGGCGAGACAUGCUUCUUUAUCCCGUCGGAUCUCUUCGGCGACGGAUUGGUUGGUGGUGAUUGGGGAGAACACUCAGGCUGUAAUGAAUCUGUGAAUUCGAUAUCAAGCAAUAGGGAAACAGAAGAUACUGUUAUUGGAAAGAUGAAAUCUAAAGGCUCACAGGGAAAACGAGCUCGAGCACCGAUACCCAGCAGCAAUGUGCUUAGUGUUAGUGAGGCUGAGUGUGAUGAUAUUGGAAUGGAUUCCUCAAGUGGGGAAGAGAUGGAAGUCGAAAUGGAUGCAAGUACGAGCAAGGUGGCUGCUAGUGAUCAUACUGGUUCAGCUUCGACUCACAUUAAUUCACCAAUGCCAAAAGGGAGGAGGCUUACAUCAAAAGUUUGGGUCCAAUUCAGAAGGUAUAAGAAGGACGGUUUAUUUAAGUCAUCAUGCAUCAAAUGCGGGAAGACUUAUGCAUCUAAAUCACGUAACAAUGGAACUAGUGCACUCCGCCAUCAUAUGAGUAAACCGUGCGGUGAUGGAAAAGAUUUGAGCAUGAUUAUGAAGGCUAUUGGUAUAUCUGAUGUUCCACUUCCCCUGGUGCUCUCGAUUGGAUUCUACGCUGUGAUGUGGGGGAAAGCUCAUGAGGAUGAUUGCUGCAGCCAGCAGCAGGACACUGAUCAGUCCACAGAGAAAGCUCCUCUGUUGCAGAAUUGCAGAAGGAAUGCACAAGUUUAA
Linum tenue is the source of this 1068-nucleotide messenger RNA. The record is from the annotation of a GenBank genome assembly. NCBI's taxonomy places the organism in Eukaryota, Viridiplantae, Streptophyta, Magnoliopsida, Malpighiales, Linaceae.